AUGUACGAAUUUAUAUGGUUAUUACAAUUAAAUCUCAAAGAGAAACAUUGUCUUAUUUGUGACUCGUUUAGAUCACUGAAUUAUGGAGGAAUCGGAGUGGUUAUCGGACACGAAAUUACCCACGGAUUUGACGACAAAGGUCGGCAAUUCGACAAAGACGGAAAUUUAAAGCAGUGGUGGAAUAACGCAACCAUUAACAGAUUCCGAGAGAGAACUCAAUGCAUCAUCGAUCAGUAUUCCAGCUACGUUCUAGAAGACACAAAUUUAAAUGUAAAUGGGAAAAUGACUCAAGGCGAAAACAUAGCCGAUAACGGAGGACUGAAACAAGCCUACAGAGCGUACAAAAAAUGGGUGAGCAGAGAAGGAGAAGAAUUAAGCCUACCGGGUUUAAAUCUAACACACGAUCAGUUAUUUUUCCUUAACUACGCACAGAUCUGGUGUGGAUCGAUGAGACCGGAAGAAGCCAAGAAUAAAAUAAGUUCUUCGGUUCACAGCCCUGGUCCAAUCAGGGUUAUAGGUCCACUCUCAAAUUCUUUUGAUUUUGCAAAAGCUUACGACUGCGUUCCGGGCAGUAGAAUGAAUCCGAUAAAGAAAUGUUCCGUUUGUGACGUUUUCAAACAAUAACAAUGCGGACUGUGCAAGACGAGUCCACCUGAAAGAUCCACUACGAUGGCAAUGUACAGUACAACCUAAUUAUCAUAUCAUGCAUAUAUAUAAAGAACGAAAACCUUUACCGUAUCACAUAUAUACAUAUAUAUUACGUAUUUGUAUUUAUUCUAUGUAAAUAUUGAAUGAAAUUAUUGUACAAUGUACUUAUACUUUCAAAUGUAUUUUAUUAAGUAUUGUUAAAUGUUCCAUUUUAUCUUCCACAUUUUGCUUUUGUAUUCUUUGUCAGUAGACCCGUUUCCGUGUGCCUUUAUAUGCUUAUAAAUAAUUUCUUUUGUGUACAGAAUUAUACAAUUUACAAUUAUAAAUAAAUAUAUAUAAAUAAAUACCCCCAACUAUUCCUUGUAAAA
Messenger RNA from Centruroides sculpturatus (bark scorpion), 1016 nucleotides. Its product is annotated as neprilysin-1-like. Lineage: Eukaryota; Metazoa; Arthropoda; Arachnida; Scorpiones; Buthidae. Gene Ontology annotation, molecular function: metalloendopeptidase activity. The record is from RefSeq and is a predicted model, not a curated record. The transcript has 8 exons. Gene Ontology annotation, biological process: protein processing. Gene Ontology annotation, cellular component: plasma membrane. Bases 1 to 624 code for a protein of 207 amino acids.